UCGUGUUGUUCGGAUUCGAGCAAGUUCUCGUCCGUUUGAAGCCUAACGAGUGCCGCCCGGGCCUGGCUGCGCGCCUCACGCCAACUGCACGCACUGUCGCCUCCUUUAUACCCUCAUACUUAUCCUUUCUUCUUACGACACCUUACUCAGUUUGAUUAUACAUCGAUCAUGCUUCGUGCAGGCCACAGAACACAUCCCGGAGACAUCUUGGCUAUCUGAGUGCAUGUUCGAAUUCCGAACCAUCAAUCACGAAAAUUGCCAGCGCCAGGCCGAUCGCAUAGACCCUCUUACUCCGUACAUCGUCCACUAUGUUGUCGACAAUGGUGCGCCCGGAAGAUACCAUCAGGAUGCCCUUCGCCUACCGUGGCGACGUGGACAAUGACGACAAUGGCAGACAAUCUUUGGAACAGAGCCUACCGGUCUCGCUCGUACCAGCCUCGUUGGUGCCUGCUGCAUUGGUGCCUGCCUCCAGAAUUGAUGCACCGGCUAAAAGUGAGGAUGAGGUAACACUUGUCAGUGGAACCGCAGGCGACGGCAAUGGCACUACAGGCAAACAUCCACCAGGACCCCGCUUGUUAACAACCGAGGAGACAAUCGAGCUGGCCCGCCGGGCGGUUGAGAAUGGAAUCCAAGAAACAAAACGCUCGCUUGCUGGAAGUGAAGCAGUCACCGAUGUAGUGAAGCCGAAGUUAACAAUCGACUUGGGUCACUCCAACAUUUCUCGUAUUCCUGAGUCAGUCGUGGAUACCAUCAAGGACGAAGUUGAGCGACUCUCGCUAUCCAAUAACCAGUUGGUUCACAUACCCUAUCGAUUCGCAGAGUGUCGUCAUCUACGAUAUCUCAACAUCCGGGCAAACAGUUUCCGUGAAUUUCCCAAAGGAGUCUAUAAGCUGCCGCUUCUCGAAAUUCUAGACAUCAGUCGCAACAAAAUCAGCCACCUUCCGGAAGAGAUCAAAAAGCUCUCCUCUCUUAGGGUUCUUUCGGUAAUGCAAAACCGCCUCGACGACUUACCACUCGGGAUCUCCGACAUGAACAAGCUUCAAAUCCUCAAAGUUGCUGGCAACCCCUUACGAUACCCCCUACGACGACUCCUCGAAAGCUCUGAAACAGAAUUUGCCCCCUCGAGCUUGACUGACAACGAGAAGGAGGUGGCAGUAACCGCUGAGCUUAAAAGAUUCUUGAAGACAAAACAGCCUGUUGCGCCCUUGGAAAUUGAGAAAUAUGACCCGAGGGCUUUUAGCGAGGGCAUGCUUGAUACUCCCAAACCUCUUAAGCGUGGAAUGAGCAGUCGAUUCCCUGUGAUUCCCAGUACUGGCGACAGUGCCUCCGACCCCAAGUCACCCUCGUUAGGUCGACCACCGCCAAUUCCAAUGAAGUCCCACUAUCGCAUCGCUUCGGGGCACAACCCUGCCUUCCACGGUGCCGUACUACAGCGUCCAGGGGCGAAACCCUAUGGUGCGUACAAUGAGCGCAAUCGAAGCAACAGCGAAGGCAUUAUCCAAGCCUCUCUCGCAGCGCGCAACAAGCGGAUGGGAGUCAUUCGGAAGAACACAGACCUUGGAACUCUCGACGAGACACGUCCCUAUCGGAAUAGCCAUCUGCGAGGCUUGAGCUACGGCUCGAUUCUUCGUACCAGGCCAUCUGGCGCCCUAUCUAGCAGCAAUUCUUCCAGUCCCAGCAGCCCAAGGGAGCGCAGGCGCUUGAAGGACGGGUUUGUGAAUCGAAUGUCGAGUUUACCGGAACAAAAGGCAGAGAAAGUGACAGCCGAGCCCAUUAUCGCAAGCGCAAAGUGCAUUCUAUUCGCUCUCUUCCAGAUUCAAUCCAAUGUCACGUCCUUGAUAAGCGUCAUCAAGCGUGAAGACGCCCGUCGAAAUAGCCUCGAGAUUGUCUUUUACAAUGCUUCUACUCAUGUCGAUCGCCUCAACGAGGCUAUCGAGAACGCAGAACACUCUCAAUUUGAGGAAGCCGACGUGGCACGGUUGGCCAACGAGGCUGUCAAGCGAGAAUGUGAGACAUGCAUUAUCGCCUACACACACGUCGGCACACAGUUACGAAACAGUAUUGACAAAAUAGUCACGAACGGCGAGUCGUGCUAUGUGCGUUCUCUGAUUCUCAUGAUAUUCGGUAGCAUGGUUGAAUUGCGCAAUGCGUGUGCACAUCUUGGAGUGCCCAUCGAAAAGGGCCUCAAACCAGCUGCGAAAUUGCCUGUUCCAGAAAUUAGGGAGUCCGCAGGUCCGGACCGGUUUCUGGGGCCAACCGUGACACCAACAAGGGGAAGAGACCAGUCGUUUUCGACACGACGCUACCGAAGUGACACAACAAUCCAGUACCCUCAGAUUGUUAUGAAUGGUCCUUUCCACGCAGCAUCGCAAUACCAGUCUGCCGUCAGUUCACCAGGGUUUGCCCCGACGCCAUUCAGUCUCGCCACACGGAGUCGGUCCAGUAGCAGAUCCAACCACAUCAAUACUUCCAUACCGUCAUCACUGGCAACCCCUCGCUCGGGCGAGUCAUUCCCUGCGAUCCCUAGCUCUGUUAUACCUCGAAUCAGUCCGAUGACUGGACUAGAUGAGAUCGAAGAAGAGCGCAUUUUCGAGAGAAUCUUCGGUCAGCUCAACUCGGCAUGUAGCGCUGCUCUCCAGGGAUUGCCUGUGGCAUUUGCUCAACUGGUGCGAUGUCUCGAACUAGCUGAGCAAACGCGGAAGUCAGAGGGUAUCGUCAUGCUUUGGAAAAAUCUCAUCCACCGCUGUCAGGUGUGUCUGGAUGUCUCAGAGGGCUUAGGCUCAAGGCUGUCCAACAUGAAGGUGAAGGAGCCUGGUGGUGGAACCCGGAACACGCGCGAGUUCUGGCAACACUGCAAGGCAUUUUUGCAGUCUUUCGUAGACCUUGUCAUUGACAUGAAGGAGGUUCGAAAUAUGAAAAUUCUCCCCAACGACAUUGUUAACAUGCUUCGUCCCAUCCAGAGGUCGAGCAGAGAAGCCGGACGUAUGAUCGAUGCGUCGCCCUGGUCUUUUCUUGCAGAUAACCCCAGCAAUCCAACUCCUAACAUAUACGGUCCUCCUUUGCAGGCUCAUCAUUCUCAGCACCAGACCUCGGUAUCGACGACGAACACAUUUCAUCAUGGCCCUAAUUUAUCGCCAUCGGUCCAUCUUCCUGCAACACCUCUAAGUGCCGCACUCGGUCCCGCUGCGCAGGCGACCGUUCCCUCUACCCCUGCCAGUGCAUACAGCGACAAGUUUUUCGAAGGGGAUGUCUUCCAAAGAGCCGACUCUUUGCUCUCGAUGCCUAACCAAGCCCCAUUUUUCGCCCGUCGCUGAACAGGAGUCUUCAUCAUCAACUUUCUCCGGUCUUCGUAUCCACUGCGAUAAACCGAUGCUUUGACAGCUGGUUUCACGUGGCCACAAACUUGCGUUAUUUAUGGCUCAGUGAACAAUUACGACAUGAUUCAAUGUGCAGUAUCACCUCUUCUUACUCUUACAUGCUUUCCACGAUCUUCCAGACAUCCUUUGUAACCCUAUUUGUGUCGCAUAUUUGAAUGUUCUUCUACACAGACACCAGGAAUACGGGGGCACAUCGACUCGGGA
This is a messenger RNA of Aspergillus brunneoviolaceus CBS 621.78, 3581 nucleotides long. Its product is annotated as putative cell morphogenesis protein Sog2. NCBI's taxonomy places the organism in Eukaryota, Fungi, Ascomycota, Eurotiomycetes, Eurotiales, Aspergillaceae. Gene Ontology annotation, molecular function: protein binding. The transcript is spliced from 4 exons. The record is from RefSeq and is a predicted model, not a curated record. Bases 309 to 3314 code for a protein of 1001 amino acids.